Gambusia affinis (western mosquitofish) is the source of this 3014-nucleotide messenger RNA. Its product is annotated as ankyrin repeat, bromo and BTB domain-containing protein DDB_G0293800-like. The record is from RefSeq and is a predicted model, not a curated record. The transcript has 5 exons. Lineage: Eukaryota; Metazoa; Chordata; Actinopteri; Cyprinodontiformes; Poeciliidae. The coding region runs from base 136 to 1668 and encodes 510 amino acids.
UGCUGUGCAAAACUUAUUGAAGAAGCACUUGCUGAAAUACGCACUUGCUGAAGAAGCCCGUGGUUACCAAAGCUGCGAAAGACGGUUCCUGGCCAGGAGAAGGACCAGCAGGGUGAACAGCUGGAAGCCCAUACCAUGGAGCUUCCAGCGGAUGGAUCCCCGAUGUUGGAGGGACUUCCAGAUAAUGGUAAGGAAGACGGUAAGUUGUGGUUAAAUGGAGCCAACAUGGUUUCUGAAGACCAUGGAGAGGAGUUGAGGUAUAGUUCACCUCCGCAGUCUGAGGACUGUUCUACCAGCUCCACCGGUAACUCUUCUACCAACUCCACUGGUAGCUCUUCUACCAACUCCACUGGUAGCUCUUCUACCAACUCCACUGGUAGCUCUUCUACCAGCUCCACUGGUAGCUCUUCUACCAGCUCCACUGGUAGCUCUUCUACCAGCUCCACUGGUAGCUCUUCUACCAGCUCCACUGGUAGCUCUUCUACCAGCUCCACUGGUAGCUCUUCUACCAGCUCCACUGGUAGCUCUUCUACCAGCUCCACUGGUAGCUCUUCUACCAGCUCCACUGGUAGCUCUUCUACCAGCUCCAGUGAAGGCGAGGUAGGUAAUGGAGACCAGGACUUUGGAUCCCGAUUUCGGGUUGUCCAGGUCCUUCAACCAAACAUUAAAUUCUUGUGGGGCAUCGGCGUGCUUGAAGAGGCAUUAAAACGUCUGAAAUCGACGGUUGAUCAGCUGGGCUCCGGUGACAGUAGCCCAGUGGUCCUUGCCGAUGUUGCAUCGAAGCUGCCUGAGAUUCUUCCCCAUAAUUUCAAAUAUAUACAAGACAUUGGGGUGGCUCAGAAGCCCCAAGAAGACUUGGCUCCUUGUACUUCUCUUGAAUUUCCAUCUGGACUUGACAAACAGGAAGAGCCAAUUUUGCGUCCAGAGACUUCCAGUCCUAUUGGUACCUUGCAACAUCCUCAGGUUGGUUUGGAAGAGGACAGGGCUUCUUUGACUUCCAGCCCCGCCGGAAGAACAACGAAGAAGGUGGAGGCUGUGAAGGAUGACGACCCACCAUCACAACCUAGUCAUCAGGUAGGUUUGAAAGAGGACGCGGCUCAUGUGACAUCUGUGACUGGUAUAAACGGGAAGAGGACAAAGAACAGUGAUGAUGAAGAGCAGCCCCCAGCCAAGAGGUCUAGGCAGACUUUUACUGAAUUGGAGCUUGCCAUCAAGUCUAUUGUCCAGUCCUUCCCCUCCCAAGAGAUGGAAUAUGAAGAUCCUGUUGUGUUACCACCUGUCCUCUGUCUCUCACCUUUGAUGUCGUGUGAGGAUCCUGGACUGUCAUCCCCUAUCCUCAGUCCCUCCUGUAAAAUAGCGUGUAAAAGUCCUGUUUUCUCCUCCCCCGUCCUCAGUCCCUCAACAUUGACUCACUGUGAAGAUCCCAUUUUGUCACCCAGUGUUUUCGGUCUCUUACCAUGGAUGCCAUGUGAGGAUCCCAUUCUGUCUCCCCUUGUCAGUCCAUCAACACACUUUCCAAAUUCAAAUUGUUCGUCCCCUGACUUCUUUUUCGGGAUGGAUACUGAAGAGGAAGCAAUACCUUCAACCUCUAGUGGAAUUACAGCAAGAGAGAGUUCCAGACACUUGUGGUUUAGACCUCACUACGACUUGUCAAGUGACUCUAAUUAGAUUGGGAUACGUAAAAACUGAAGACCUGUUUGGGAAGUCACUUUAGGACGUCAUCAUUCCUCUCAUGUUUUUUAUUAAAGUCAAUGGGUUUCUAGUAAGUCUGAGGAAGCCUUAGGUAGCGUCUUGUACUGGGGCUUUUCUUCAUCUUUGUGUUUUCCUCUCAGCUCCCCCAUGUUUCAGGGUGUAAUGGUGGUGCUUCCCAACACGCUGCUCUCCAAUAUAGUAAAUUAUUCUGUCCUGUUCCUCUACUAAUCCAGUCUCCCAGUUUUUAAUCUUUCAGGUUUUAGCUGCUCAUCGCUGGAUCCUUUCAUCGUUGUCCAUGUGGUUCCUGCCUUCUGGAUCCCUUGUUUUUCACACUGCUUAUUGGAUCUCCUCAGCCUGUAAACCUCCACCUUCAACACCACCAGUCAGACGGAGGAAGAUAAGAGAACCCUGUUCACAAAAAAAUUGACCAACAAUUAAAGAAGACCUGCUCCACCUGCUGAUCUACUGGCUGUAACAGAUUGUGGAAAAGCAUCACCAGCAGCACUGGACCAAUCAGGAGAGAGAAGACACAGAGGACUGACGGAUGUCUUCCACAACAACAGAACCUCCUCUUGGGUCAGGCAAAGGUUGAAGAGAUGCUGCAGAAUCCCACAGAGGGACUCUGGGACUGACACCAUCUGGACCUGCAGCCUCGUUCCUGUUCAGUCUCUCCGGCUGCUUCUUCACCUGACUUCUAGAUACAGAAAAGUUGGAGGUGGAGGCAAAAGGAGCAGCAGCGUCUCCUGAUGUGGUUGAAGACAAACUUGUGGAAGCAGAAGAGUCCAUGACUGAGGUGGAAGAUGGAACAUCUGAGGUUCGACAGGAAAGCUGUGGGUCAGAGGAGGAUGAGAUUCUGUUUGGCUGCGGACAGGAGAGGAUGAUGAUGAUGAGCUUGUUCCUGGACUCAACCUGUUGAAUGUGCUCAGCUCAUUUGCUCUGUGCAGAAACUAAUAUUGUUCAAAACAAAAGUCAUGGUAGCAUGUUUUUAUGUAAUAAUGAGUAUGUAAUGUUUGGAAUGAAGAAGAUAUGCUGCAUAAUCUGAUGGAAUUACAAAAGAGCAUUGUGGCUCCCGCUCAGUGCAAAAACAUAUUUUGUUGGUUUCUGAAGAGUAAAAAUUGAACAAAUGUGUACACUUAUAGAUUAAGUUUAUGUUUCACAGUCAUCACAAUGCUAAAGAAAAGUCUCACAACAGUGUGAAAAUCAUGGUGUUUAUUUACAAAACAUGAAGCAGGAGGAAGAUAUUAAAGAAUGUAAUAAUUAUUUUGCAGUAUCAGGUUAUUUCUAUGUAUUAUGAUAUAAUAAAACAUGUAUUUUUGGCCUUA